This is a messenger RNA of Anopheles stephensi (Asian malaria mosquito), 4927 nucleotides long. RefSeq names its product PAS domain-containing serine/threonine-protein kinase (gene Pask). Gene Ontology annotation, biological process: negative regulation of glycogen biosynthetic process; intracellular signal transduction; protein phosphorylation. NCBI's taxonomy places the organism in Eukaryota, Metazoa, Arthropoda, Insecta, Diptera, Culicidae. Gene Ontology annotation, molecular function: protein serine/threonine kinase activity; ATP binding. The record is from RefSeq and is a predicted model, not a curated record. Gene Ontology annotation, cellular component: cytosol; cytoplasm; nucleus.
AAAUAACUGAAUUUGGCGGUAAAACAUGGUUGUAAGCAAUCCUUGCAUCAAUUUUCGAGUUGGAUAACUUCGUAAAUUCGUUCGUGACCAAGAGGCAAACAGAAAGUGUGUGCGUGUGUGUAUGUGUUUACAGUUCACGGGUUUCGAAGCGUGCUAAAAGAUUUAUAUCGAAAAAUUAUUCGCCUUUCCCUCAAUCUGAUUGUACAACGAACACUCCAAUGGAUAGUUGCAGUAUUCAUACGGAGGAUAGUGGGAGAGAUGUGCGAACGGAAUCACCACAAUGCAGCAGAAGAAAGAAGCAGCUCUUGAACAUAAACUGUUGUACUACUAGCAAGAAGCGAACUGCAUUCCGUCGGUGCCGUCCAGGUGAUGGAUUUUCGAGGCCAGAAUCUUCCAAACUCAAACCGUGCAAUGCAUUCACACCUUUAAGUGAACUAAGACAAAUACACAUAAUUGGACCGAGUGAUAUCUGCAACUCGUUUGAGGCAAACCAAAGUUUUCCGCGUGUUGGCAGAAGCUGUAUCCGAUACAGUGGACAACUCAGCCGAGCGUCGUUCGUAAGUAAAAUAAAUUCUCCCUCACGGCUGAGCUGGUACUCGAUGGCGAACAUGGAUCGGGUUCGUGUGGAUGGUUCCAAUGGUGUCCGAUUUACGGCCUUCCGUCCGAAGGGUGGCUGCUAUCCGCAUGGUGUAUCGUCACCGUACAACAAUUCGUACAUUGCAUCCACGUCGGAGUCCAUAGGCCGACUGCCGAAAAGUGACAUCAACCCGAACAAGGCGGUCUUUACCAUCGAUUCGAAAACGUCCCGAAUUUUGAUCGUCAACCGGAAUGCCUGCGAGUUGCUAGGAUACAACUCGAAGGAGCUGUGCGAAAUGGAGUUUACCAGCCUACUGUUGAACAAAAACAAGAUGCACGUAUCGGCUUUGGCAGAGGGCCAGCUGAACAGUGAGGACGGCACGGUGAUAAUCCUGAGCGGAAAGGUGGUUGAACUGUGCACAAAAUACGACAAGAAUGUAGCCGUUUCGCUGUGGGUUCGGCAGAUCGACACCGAGGGCCACAGAUGCCUAGCCGUGGCAGAACCCGUGGAACGACGAAUAGCCCAAGUGGUGAUCGAUCAGGCUGGGUACAUUUUGUCGGGCGAUAACGAGGCCUUGAUGCUUUUUCAACUGGACUCGAUCGAUAAGUUUGUUGGAAUGGAAGUCGCGCUACUAAUACCGGCCAUCCAGCUACCCGAUCCAGAUUCCAGUCUUAUCGCGAAGCAUAUCAGAAAACAGAAAGCGACCGGCAAAACACAGGACGGUGUUUCUUUUCCGCUGUGUUUGAUGAUUUCACGCCACGAAAACGGCACCGACACCACGGACAGUGGACUCUCCAAUCCCGGCGCACUCCUGUACAUGGUCACGAUCUGGGUGUACACCAACCUGUCCGGGUUGUUGGUUAUCGAUGAAAAUUCCGUCAUAGAAUCGUGUAACCAUCACUUUUCCAUGCUUAUGUUUGGAAUUCCGCAAAGCAAGACGAUCGGGGAGCACAUCACCAAGCUAAUACCCAACUUCGGCCAGGAGAGCGAUUGCUUGACGCGAAGUCGAAACGCGACACUGUCCUCGCUCGAUAACGACGAAUCGGAAACGGAAACCGAUCACGUGGAGCUGGAGAACAGCAAGGGCGAUUUCCUACAAUCGAGUGCAUUGCAUGAUAUAAAACCAUCCCACUGCGAAAGCGUCAGUCCGGCGAAGGAACCUCGCAAGGUGUGUCUAGAUUUUACGAAUGCUUCACAAACCGGAAAGCGAUCGUCGUUCAGCAUGGCUGCUGUAUCGAGCACGAUCCCCGGUGAAUCAAUGACAGAGGACCAUCCAGUCGCAGAACAAGUGGUCGCAAAUGGUAGCGAAUAUGUGACCGACGAACCAUUAAACCAGCACAACAUAGUUGUGGUGGUGUCGGAUAAAAUGGUCUACGUAGAGGACAAUAGCGAAAACAAUCGAAAUUAUGCAAACGUAUCAAUCGCACAAAACUCCCAUGCCUUAAAGCCGUGCACUUCUUCAUUAGCGCCAACAGCAACAGUAGGAACAGCAUCUGAAAAUGUAACAGUAUCAAGCAAUGUAUCAGCAGCAGCAGCAGCAGGAGCAGCAGGAGCAGCAGGAGCAGCAGCAGCAACUGGUAACGAAGAGGUAGCCAAUAAGUUUAGUAGUGUCUUAGCGUCGGAAGAUUAUGUGAACCUGCCGGAAAGCGAUUUGCUCACGCCAGUCAACGAAAACUCACUGUGCAUGAAUUUGCUACACACCAAAAAUGUGUCCAUCAACGAAACGAAAAGUCCGCUGUACACUUCGGAGGAUAUAAACGUGGCCCUGCUUAAGGACAGCACGCCGGCCAGCGCGCCCCCGGUUAUGGUUACUCCACGCUUUAUAAAACCGUUCGAACACGUUAAGGGACAGGGUUCGCUAGUGACUUCCACGCCGGAUCAGCACAAACGUCACUCGGCCGGCGGUAUUAACGACAUAAUCCGGCACAUGGCAAUAUCUACCAAACGGAUGUCUUACGUGGACGGGAAGUACAGAGGAGAGGCAAUUCAUUACGAUGGCAAUGUGAUCGAUAUUAUCUACACCAUCUCCAGCCAGAUGCUGCCCUGCGGUCGUAAGGUCUAUUGCAUCUGGAUCAGUCGAGACCCGGAAUCUUCGUACAACAAUCUGGAAGAGGCGAACGUCACGCUUACUUUUAACAGUAUUACCAGCACGAUCGACAACUCGCUGGGCCAGCAAGGGAAAAGUGCGAAUGCGGCGACCGCGGCAGUGAACGCCAGUCAAAGCCGACCGAACUCCGUAUCGCUGGUGUCGCAAUGUGAAGAGGAGCAGGUGUUUGGAGAGUACAAUAAACACUACACAACGAUAAAGCAGAUCGGCAAAGGUGCGUACGGGUACGUGAAGCUGAGCUACCGCAACACGGACCGCCUGCUGGUUAUAUCGAAGUUCAUACUGAAGGAGAAGUUGUGCUCCAACUUUAUGAUCGCUACAGAGGAUAAGAAGGAAAUCCCGAUGGAAAUAUAUCUGCUGACGCACGUGAAGCAUCCCAACAUCGUGACCGUGUUCGAUGUGUUUGAAAACGAAAAAUUCUUCCAGCUCGUCAUGGAAGUGCACGGUUCCGGGAUGGAUCUGUUCGAGUUCAUCGAUCGGCGGCCAGCGUUAACGGAAAAGCUUGGGUGCUACAUUUUCCGCCAGAUUGCCAAUGCGGUCGACUAUCUCCAUUCGCUAAACAUACUGCACCGCGAUAUUAAGGACGAAAACAUCAUAAUCGACCAGCAUUUCCACGUGAAGCUAAUCGACUUUGGGUCGGCCACGUUCAUGCAGGAGGGCAAGCUGUUUUCCACCUUCUACGGCACAACGGAAUACUGCAGUCCCGAAGUGUUGGCCGGAAACAAGUACGCCGGUCCGGAGCUGGAAAUGUGGUCGCUAGGGGUGACGCUGUACGUGCUGAUGUUCUUCGAAAACCCGUUCCUGGACAUCGAGGAAACGCUCAAGUCGGAAUUAAUUAUACCGCAAGAGAUUAGUCCCGAGCUGGAGUAUGUGUUGCUGGCGUUGCUCGAUAAAAAUCCCAAAACGAGAAUAACGAUGAAGCAAUUAAUCGUUACCGAAUGGUUGACCCAGGACAUCAAUCCAAGCACGUUCAACUUUGCGCAAAUUGUUCCCUGCGAACCGUACGAGGUGAACCCGGAGAAGUACUACAACGGACAGAUUUACUCCAGCCAAACCGGACUCUCCACAUCGCCGCACAGUCUGUCGUUGGUGGACGAUGAGGAUGAAGGUGACGAUGAGGAUGAGGACGAACCGCAUGCCCACAUUGAUGAUUCUUUCGUUGAUCCGGAAGAGCUGCAAGACGACGAUGUUUGUCCGUUGUCGCACGAUGAUGAGCGAACGCCGGAACGAUCUUACGAAACAUACAGUGUGCGCGAUACGCAUGCUGCUAGUGCUGUAUUGGCCAAAGGAAUUCAGAAUCUCUCUCUGCAAGAAAAUAAUGACCCAAAAUCGUCUGCUUCCUGCACUAGUCAAAGCAGCGGCAAAACCGAUCCCGCGACAGCUGCCGGCGUAGUUAGUACAGAUCAGGCAGAGGUGCAGCAGCAACCGUCCGGCGAACGUCACGAGCUAAGCGAGAGUGAUUCUUUAACCGCGCUCGAGGAAGUGGCAGACUCCACGAAUCGAACGAAAUGCAAUUAUGGCGGGAUGGUGAUGAAGCAAAGCUUAAAGGAAACAGACAACCUGCAGCAACAAACCCAUCAUCCUGGCGAUGGUGACAAAAGCAAUAGUGAAAGUUUAACAGGUGGUUGUGCACUGCUUGAGAUGAACCUUGCGGGCGCGAAGCAGGAUGAGAACGGGCCCACGAUCGAUAGCGAUUAUGACCACGACAGUUUCGAGGAGGAUUGCUAACGAAUGCUUUUUAUGAGCAGCAAUUACAGACACACGUUCAAAUACGGCCUUUUGCUAUCGAAAAUGUGGCGAGAAUACUCAUUUACAGUAAGUGUUACUAUCUGAAUUCUUUCAUCUACGCACGCAUUGCAUUCACAGUAGCGCGUUAGCAGUAGGUCUUUAGAGUGGAGAAGCAUAACGCAGCUUGGAUGAGACGAAAGCAAUGGCAGGCAAAAACAAUAGUCAUGCUAAAGCAUGCUCCGUGUAGGUUAAUUAGCACAAUUGCUGGCCCCGUCGUGCUGUGCCGUUAGUCAGAGGACACCACGCUCGCGCCAUUAGUAGAAAAUGCUGUUUCGUCUCCAUCUUUUAAUCGUCGCUGCAUACGUACUAUUAUUAUACGAUAUUAUAGAAAGAUACAAUUUAUACCGUUGUUACAACACAUGAUGGGAUGAUAAGAAGAAAUGUAUAAACAAUAUCCAAAGAAAUGUUAUUAAAAGUUUGGCGCGAACUACACUCGUUGUAAAUAAGAGGAAAAA